Molecule: messenger RNA, 1408 nt
Organism: Asparagus officinalis (garden asparagus)
Lineage: Eukaryota; Viridiplantae; Streptophyta; Magnoliopsida; Asparagales; Asparagaceae
Product: 3-oxo-Delta(4,5)-steroid 5-beta-reductase-like
Exons: 3
Coding region: 98-1240 (380 amino acids)
Source: RefSeq, a predicted model, not a curated record
AUGAGAAAAAAAAACCUCUUCCCCUCCCCUCCAAACACGUCUCUACAAUAAAACAAAAUUAAAAAGGAGGGAAAAAGAAAAAAGAAAAACGAAAGGGAUGGAGACUGAAGGUUCAGUUGCCCUCAUAGUCGGCGUCACCGGCAUGGCCGGUUUCAGCAUCGCCCAGGCCUUAAAACGACCGGAAGCUCCCGGUGCCCCUUGGACCGUCUACGGCUCAUCUCGCCGGCCCCCGCCCUCCUGGUUCCCUGAAACCACCCUCGACCGGUUCCUUCAGCUCGACGCCUUAGACCGGGAUUGGACGGUUCGAGCUCUCGCGCCGGUCGCAGCCCACGUGACCCACCUCUUCUGGGUGGCGCUUGCGUCACGUGAGUCGGAGGAGGAGAAUAUACAGGCGAACUCGGCGAUGAUGGCCAACGUCCUGCGUGCGUUGGUGUUGGGAGGUGGGUCCCGCUUGAGACACGUGGCGCUGCAGACCGGAACGAAACACUAUUUUGGGCCGUUUGUGGAUACGGUUAGCAUGAGCCGGAUUGGGCCGGUUGAGGUGCCAUUUCGUGAGGAUGCCCCGAGGCUCCCAUACCCUCAAUUCUACUACGCGCUCGAAGACAUACUCUCCUCCUACACCCCGAAGCUCACCUGGACUGUCCACCGGUCAUCGCUGAUCUUCGGCGCGUCGACGUGCAGUGUAAACAACCUCCUGCUGACGCUCGCUGUCUACGCCCUCAUCUGCCGCCAUGAGGGAUCACCGUACGUGUAUCCGGGCACCGGGUACACGUGGAGCCAUUUCUGUGAUGCGUCGGACUCCGGCCUGCUCGCCGAGCAGCAGAUAUGGGCUGCGAUGUCGCCGGCAGCUAAGUAUCAGGCGUUCAAUUGCACUAAUGGGGAUGUGUUUACUUGGAGAAGCAUAUGGAAGCUUGUGUCGGAGUUGUUCCACGUGGACUUCUCCGACUGCCCGUCGAAGCCGGUGGGGCCCACUUGGGUCGGAGAGAUGAAGAAGAAAGCGCACGUGUGGGAUGCCAUCGUGGAGGAGAACGGGCUGCUGAAGACAAGUUUAGAGGGGAUCGCAACGUUUGAAGCUUUGUAUGCGGUGCUCAACUUUGGGUUUCAACACGUGUGCAGCAUGAACAAGAGCAGGGAGUAUGGGUUCGUUAAGAGCGUGGACACCCUUAAAAGUGUGAGGAAAUGGGUGGAGAGGUUUGAGGGAUAUGAACAUAAUCCCCAAAGAUUGAUGGAAAGAAUGUGAGGAAAAGGGAAAUGCCUGGGAUGUUAUUAUGUGUUUUUUAAGUGUUAAUUAACUUGUUCUAACCUUUACCUUUUUUUUGUGUGGGUGUGGAGAAAGGAUUCUCUAUAUUCUUGAUUGUAGAGAACUUGUACGGUUGAUUAUGUGGAUUAAUAACAUUGACUCAUUUUA